Molecule: messenger RNA, 2588 nt
Organism: Drosophila serrata
Lineage: Eukaryota; Metazoa; Arthropoda; Insecta; Diptera; Drosophilidae
Gene: CROT
Product: Carnitine O-octanoyltransferase
Cellular component (GO): peroxisome
Molecular function (GO): carnitine O-octanoyltransferase activity
Source: RefSeq, a predicted model, not a curated record
GGCGCUGGUCACACUGUCACAAACACAAACAGCUGAGGCUAAUGGCGGCGGGAUUAAAUGAUUAAAUCGUUAAUUAAAACAUGUAUUAAGUGGCACAGUUUAACGCGAUAGCUACAGAAUCUAUAUGGGAAUUAUCAUGGGUCUUAUCAGACGCAGGCGAUGUCUGCGCGCUUGCUGAUGAUUGGGUCAAUAUGCCGCCACCGCCGCCGCCACCGCCCUUAUCAAACUGAGCCAGGUGGGCGUGGGAGACGAUCCCACGGAGGUUUGCUGCGGUAUCAGCUCCCGGCAGGCGGUUAGUCGAGCAACGACAGUCUGGCGUUUCGGGUGUCUCCGACAAACGUAAUUAUUCCAACGAGUCCAAAGAUAAGCCACCACCAUGGAUCGGACCAGUCUAUACUUUCAGGGCAAGGAUGACAAGAAUACGUUCGACUUUGACGAGACGCUGCCGCCGCUGCCUCUGCCCGAGUUAAAGGACACCAUGGAGCGGUACUAUGCCUGCAUCCAACCCUUCGGCACCAAGGAGGAACUGGCCCAGGCUCGACGGGCCAUUGACGAGUUCCAGAACGGCGUGGGCAUCAAACUCCAUGAGCAGCUCAAAAAGCGAGAGGCCAGCAUGAAGAACUGGCUGGGCACAUGGUGGGAGGACUAUGGGUACCAUCUCAUUCGCAUGCCGCUGCUGCCCUAUCAAUUGAUGUCCAUGCCCGCGCAGCUGGAGAUGGUGGGAGUGCCGGAGACCCCGGAGUACAUGCUCAAGAGCUUGGCCCGUCACAUACAUCACACUCUGGAGUUCUGGGACCUCACUCGCACGUCCAGUAUCAAGCCGCUCUCCUCAAACGGUGGGAAGAUCAAAUACUCUUCCGCGCUGUACAAGCACUUUUUCUCCACCUGUCGCGUUCCGGGUGUGGAGCAGGAUCAUAUCGAGAAGCACUUCCUUACGAAAGACGAGGGAAAGACGCCUUCGCACAUUCUCAUCUCCGGAAAGGGCAGGCAAUUUAUCCUGAACUGUGUGCACGAGGAUGAUACUAUCCUGACGGCACCCGAGAUCCUUGUGGCACUGCAGAGGCUGCGCAGCAUCUUGGACUACGAGCCAGAAGGUGACUGUGUCCCCAUGCUAAGCCACGAUGAUCGAACCACAUGGGCCAAUAAUCGCAACCGCCUGAUGGAGGUAUCCGAGGCCAACAAGGAGACACUGCUGCUGGUAGAGAGCGCCAGCAUGGAGAUUUGCUGGUACGACCAGUCGCCCAAGGACUAUGAGGAAUCCUCGCAGCUGGGUCUCUUCGGUGAUCUGCAUUCCCGAUGGGGGGAUCGCAGCAGCAGCAUCAUUGCCUUCCGCAACGGACGCUUCAAUUGGACGGGCGAGCACAGCUGCUACGACGGCACUGUCAGCAUUAGCUUUGCCACUUUUAUGCAGCUGAGCUUCAUGGAGGUGCCGGAGCCGGACUGGAGCGAGGCCGAGCACUCGAGCGUGGUGGAGAUCAAAGAGCUCAACUUUCAGCUGGAUGACUUACUGAAGAGCGAGAUUAAGCGCGUUCGCCAGGAGGUUGAAGAUAGGGGAAUUGAUGUGACAGUGACCUUUACUGUAUUCGAUGAUUAUGGUAAGGAGUUUAUGAAAAAACACCGCCUGCAUCCAGACUCAUUUGUGCAAGUCGUCAUGCAAUGGACCUACUAUCAGUUGCAUCAGGAAAUUGCUCCCACCUAUGAGACCGCUCUGAUGCGUCAAUACUACAACGGACGAACGGAAACGCUGCGUUCCUGCACUGGCGCCGUGGCUAACUUCCUGCGGGCGUCAUCCAACAAGCAGGUGGGAGACAUGGUCCUGGCCAGGGCAUUUCGGGCCGCUGUGGAUGACCACAAGCACUUUAUGAACGAGGCUCGGAAGGGAAAUGGCAUCGACAGACACCUCUUUGGGCUGUGGUGUGCUGCAUACGAGAGCAAAAUGGAAAUUCCCGCCUUCUACGACGAUCCCAUGUACACGAAGAGUGGCGGCGGAGGCAACUUUGUGCUCUCUACCAGCACCCUCGGAUUCACGGCCAACGUGGGCUACGUAGCACCCAUGCUGUUCGACGGAUACGGUGUCUUCUACUCCAUAACCUCUGAUGCCGUGUACAUCAAUACCACCGCAUAUCGGGACAGCAUCAAGACAAGUGCCCGAAAGUUUAAUCACAUGUUCAAGGAUUCAUUCCGACGCAUUAGCGUUCUCUUGGAGGAGCUGGCAAAAGAGUCAAAGCUUUAAAGAUUUUAAAUAGUUUUAAAUCAAAUCUGAAUACAUUCUGUCAUUCCCAACAAUGAAUAGUGAGAGAUUUUGAGAUCGCGUCUUUUUGAACCCUAUGUUAGGGUAUAAAGAAUGGACAUCUUCUAUAUUCAUUCUGGCACCACAUUCUAGCAUUUUAAAUAACCUGACACUUUUUUAAUUGAGGUUUUUGUGUUGGUCAGCUAAAAUUAUUCAAUAUUUGCAAAAAAUUUGGAUCAAAAUGGAGAAUUGUGUCAUAAUUAUGUAGUUGAUAAGUUAGAGUGCACAGUUAGUGGCUUCGUGUUAAACGUUUAUUCAAUUUCAAGGUCUAUUAGUUUACGCAAAUACAUGUCACACG